AUUCACCCAGCUGAACAUAUCUGGCUUCCAUCCUCAGGACCUGGGUCAUCGACAUCUGUGGAUUCAGAAUGUUAUGUCGGGGAGAAGGAUUGUCGCAAAACUGGCGAGAAACGUCGAUGCGCUGCUUGCCAUGUAGUAGCUCACACUUCGUGCUUUCCGCUUUUGGUUAAGCUGAAUCUGAACUGCAAAAUUACGUUCCACGAUCACACUGUAAGGAAGCAGAUGCUCAAGGAAUCGAUCGAUAGCCUCACAAUGCAUCAUUGGGUGCAUAAGUGGCGUCAUGAAGGCCGAUGCAGUCGAUGCGGUAAAUCUUUCCAGCAGAAAAUGUUCAAUUUUCAACAAAAGGAAAAGGAAACGAUGGCUGUCGCUUGCUCGUGGUGCAAAGAAUCCUAUCAUUUGAAGCACUGCUUUAAUCGCGAAAAACUCGAAGAAAGGUUAGAAAGUUCUCUCGACCUUACAGGCUGA
Cooperia oncophora is the source of this 465-nucleotide messenger RNA. The record is from the annotation of a GenBank genome assembly. Lineage: Eukaryota; Metazoa; Nematoda; Chromadorea; Rhabditida; Trichostrongylidae.